Hippocampus comes (tiger tail seahorse) is the source of this 2900-nucleotide messenger RNA. It is a transcript of the gene edem2, whose product is annotated as ER degradation enhancer, mannosidase alpha-like 2. Bases 331 to 2010 code for a protein of 559 amino acids. The transcript has 11 exons. Gene Ontology annotation, biological process: endoplasmic reticulum mannose trimming; mannose trimming involved in glycoprotein ERAD pathway; carbohydrate metabolic process. Gene Ontology annotation, cellular component: membrane; endoplasmic reticulum. Gene Ontology annotation, molecular function: calcium ion binding; mannosyl-oligosaccharide 1,2-alpha-mannosidase activity. Lineage: Eukaryota; Metazoa; Chordata; Actinopteri; Syngnathiformes; Syngnathidae. The record is from RefSeq and is a predicted model, not a curated record.
CACGUGAAAAUCACAAAUAUAUUUGUGGAUCUGAAAAUCAUGGAAAAAAUCAGAUUUUCCCACGUUUCGCGAAUGCAGCAUAAUACCCGUUGGCAUACCGCAGACACUGGAGCCACGGCAUCUAUACGUGUCUACGAUCGAAACGUUCCUGAAUAUGACGGCGUAAGAAGCACUUCCGGGUCGGUUUCGAACCAGUGAGGAGCUACCAACAAUUUAUGUGAAAUAUUUCAUGUAGUGGUCGGUUACUUUUGUUUGCUUAGCAGAAUAGGUUUUAUGGUGUUGCUGCCGACUUAUUUAUGAUAUAUUUGUUGUUUGUCCUCUCGGCCGAACAUGCGCGCUCCGGUGCGCGCAUUCCUCGUUUGUGUGUGUAUGAGCGCGGUGGCACCUCAUCAAUUUACCGAGGAAGAGAUGCAAGAUGUCAGACAACGAAUCAAAGGUAUGUUCUACCAUGCCUACAACAGUUACUUGGACAAUGCCUUCCCCUAUGAUGAGCUUCGCCCCCUGACGUGUGAUGGUCAGGACACUUGGGGCAGUUUCUCGCUGACGCUCAUUGACGCGCUUGAUACCUUGCUGGUGCUGGGAAACCAAACUGAGUUUCAGCGUGUGGCAUCACUUCUCCAAGACACAGUUGACUUUGACAUUGACAUCAAUGCUUCCGUCUUUGAGACCAACAUCAGAGUGGUGGGGGGUCUGCUGUCUGCCCACUUGCUCUCAGGCCGAGCCGGAGUGGAGCUGGAGCCCGGGUGGCCAUGUUCCGGACCACUCCUGAGGAUGGCUGAGGAUGCUGCUAGAAAACUGCUACUCCCUGCGUUCGAGACUCCCACUGGAAUGCCAUAUGGCACGGUCAACCUGCUGCGGGGCGUCAGUGCCACAGAGACAUCCGUCACCUGCACCGCUGGCGUGGGAACCUUCAUCCUGGAAUUUGCCACACUGAGUCGACUGACGGGCAAUGCCACAUAUGAGGACACUGCACGCCGGGCACUGAGGGCUCUGUGGAAGACCAGGUCGGACAUCGGACUGGUGGGCAACCACAUUGAUGUGGUCUCCAAAAAGUGGGUGGCUCAGGAUGCCGGCAUCGGCGCCGGUGUCGACUCCUACUUUGAGUAUCUGGUGAAGGGAGCCAUCUUGCUGCAGGAUGAGGAGUUGCUGCACAUGUUUGAUGCCUACGAUCGGGCCCUUGAGAACUACACGCGCUUUGAUGACUGGUACUUAUGGGUGCAGAUGCACAAAGGUACUGUGUCCAUGCCCGUUUUCCAGUCCCUUGAAGCCUUCUGGCCCGGCCUGCAGACUCUGCUAGGCAACCUGGACGGUGCUGUCAGAACCUUCCAGAACUAUUACUCAGUGUGGAGGCAGUUUGGAGGUCUGCCUGAGUUCUACAGCAUCUCUCAGGGCUACACCGUGGACAAGAGGGAGGGAUACCCACUCAGACCUGAGUUGGUCGAGAGCGCCAUGUACCUGUUCAAGGCGACAGCCGAUCACACGUACCUACAGCUCGGCCUGGACGCUGUCGAGUCUGUUGAGCGGAUCGCCAAGACGCCAUGCGGCUACGCCAGCGUGAAAGACCUGCGAGACCAUCAGCUGGACAACAGAAUGGAAUCCUUCUUCCUGGCUGAGACUAUCAAGUACCUGUACUUACUCUUUGACCCGACCAACUUCCUGCAUAGUAGUGGCACAGAGUCAUGGGUUGAGGGCGGAGAGGAUGGCCAGUGCAUCCUGAGUUCGGGGGGCUACAUCUUCAACACGGAGGCCCAUCCGCUGGACCCGGCAGCGCUCUACUGUUGCAGCCGUCACGGCCGUGAACAACAGGAGCUCCGCGACAUCCUCCUCGGCCUAUCACAUCCUGCUAAGGAACAUAGUGGACGCUCAAAAGAGCCUUCGCUGCAUGGCCAAUCAGACAGCAUCGCUCUGAAAGCGGGCGAGCGGAACACGCCCCCCCUCCUGUCCUGUCCCGUUCAGCCUUUCAGCGCUCGACUCGCCGUAUUGGGACAAGUUUUCACCGAUAACACCUGACCUUGUGUGUCAUGUGAUUUACUGGCUGUGUCUGUGGUUACUAAAUGAAGACUACAAUAUAUUUUUAUUUAUGACCUUGUGUCACAUCAUCUUUGUUUACUGAACAUCACCAUGAGGGGGCAGCGUUCACCAGGAAAAAAACGUCUAAAGUUGGCUGACUAUAGAAGCAUCCGUCCAUCCAUUUUCUAAUUAGCUUAUCCCCACAAGGGUCGGAACGUGCUGGAUUCUAUCCCAGCUUUCUUUGGGCAGUAGGCCGGGUACACCUUGAACUGUUUGCCAGCCAAUCGACUAUAGAAGCGUUCUGACCUCAUAUGAGACACGCCCUCAUCUUGUCUUCUCAUUUUCCACUGCUUCCCAUGUGUCAUUCCCUCAGUUACCAUCCUAUGCGUUUCCAUGCUUAUCUUGUGUCCGCCUAUGGUUUUAUGUUAUCUUAAAUAUUCACUUAUUUUACUGUAAACAUGCAGUUCAACAACUGUACACUGCACGCAUGUUUGUAUUUUUUUUUUUGCACUUGAAAAAAAUUUCAAAUCACAAAAAAAUUGGAACAGAGAGAACUGAGAUAUUUGGAUUUUACAUUUGAAAUUUUGACCGUUUCAUAUUUGCUUUGAGAACCGGUUGUUGUAUUUUUCUCCUUUUUUAUGUGUUAUCGGUGACACACACAAAUGAAUGGUACAAGUUGAUCUGUCUUACCAGGAAUCAGAAAACUGUUGAUACAAAUAUUCAAUUCCGUAAGGCGCAGCUCGUGCUUCACUUGCAAGUGUACUCCUUACUAUUCUCUUAAUUAUCCUUGAUGAAAGUGUCCAUUUGUACCCUUAUCAGAGAAAUUUGGAAGAGAUGUAUUCAUAAAUGCAUCCUGUUAGGACCCACAAUGACACCGAUAUCACACAAUA